Messenger RNA from Pseudoliparis swirei, 4071 nucleotides. RefSeq names its product zinc finger protein 653 (gene znf653). The record is from RefSeq and is a predicted model, not a curated record. Gene Ontology annotation, molecular function: transcription coregulator activity. The transcript is spliced from 10 exons. Gene Ontology annotation, cellular component: nucleus. The coding region runs from base 160 to 2070 and encodes 636 amino acids. Gene Ontology annotation, biological process: regulation of transcription by RNA polymerase II. Lineage: Eukaryota; Metazoa; Chordata; Actinopteri; Perciformes; Liparidae.
UUAUAAUCAUGUGACGAACUACUGUGUUCGUCACGAGGGCUACUACGCGAAUGAGCACGCGGCGUGGGGAGACUACCGCAACAGGCGUCUUUAUCAGCGCUUCCGGUUGAGUCGGACCAACUUCCGGGAUGCCGGCAAUCACAACUUUUAGCUGUCAAGAUGGCGCACAGCCUGGCGGAGUUGGACGUUCCCCUGGACGCUGACCACGCCAGGGACCGGGAGAAAGGUGGGCUGAGGCGCUGCAGGGGACGGCCCCGGCUCACGGACUCCGACCGAGCGCAGAGGCGCCUUGAAUCCAGAAAGAAGUACGACGUGAGGAGGGUGUACCUGGGAGAGUCGCACAAGCUGUGGAGUGAGCUCCGCAGGAGGACCAGUCUGAGUGACGCCGGACUGGCCGAGUACCUGGUCCUGCUCAACACCACCUACGGAGAGAAGUACCAGCAGAAGUACUGCGGGAAGAAGGCUGCUCCAGAAGAAGAGACAAAAGGCAGGAAGGAGCGUGUGUCCAGCCUCCAGGGCCUGGUGUCCUGGUACCAGGAGCACUCGCGCUCCUGCCCCCACGAGCCCCAGCUCGGCGCCCUGCAGCCCCGGGCCGCCGCGUCCGCCGCGGCGGUCUGGCGAUGCGACUCGGACCACUCGUUCGUGCAGUACCUUUUCUCGCCGGCGAGGGAGGCGAGUGACUCCGAGCACGAGGAGGGCGUGGACAGAGAGGGCGACUUCGACGAGAGCGCGGAGAAAACUGACGUGCCCGUGGCCAAAGAUGUGGGCGAAAAUGCAGAUGUUUUUUCUGAGGUGCAACGUGCAGCUGUGAGUCCGGUAGAACAGGCUGCAGCUCUGGACCUCCACGCCGGUAUGGAGGCUUCCUCCCUGGAUCACCCGCUGGCGGGACAGCCCGUCUGGGAGAUGGAGAUGGUCAUCGAGCGGAAGCGAGGCUCCCCAGCAGAAGCCUUUCACUCCAUCUCCUCGGAGGAGGAGCCUGAGGAGGGGGAGGAAGGGGGGGAGGAGGACCUGAAGGAGCCUGAGGAUCUGCGGCAAGGCAGAGGUGGCGAAGAAGAGGUCGGGGCCGCGGUGCCCGGAUACGAAAGCGUUCCCGUGGCGGCGGCCCUCGCUGACGGACUGGGGAAGGCGGACGAGGACCCGCCGCUGUCGCACUCAGCCGGACUGGGAGCUCAGCCGGCGCCGCCGGUCACGCCGCCCAUGCAGGUGGAGGAGCAGAGCGAGCUGUUCGACCCUCACACUCUGCAGACGGUGGUGACCAGCUGCGAGAUCCCCGACCAGAGGACCACCUUGGAAGGCUCACAGUUGAUCCUCAUCACAGGGCCCAGCUACGAGGCCCUGGCGUCAGAGGGCAUCCAGCUCAAUAUGGGCGGCACAAGCGUGGAAGAAGUCACCUGCACCGUCAUCGGGGGCGUCGCCUACAACCAGGCGUCUGAGUCGAAGCUCAAUGCGGCAGAGGACGAGGACUCCAUGACAGGCUUGAGCGACAAACGGCUGCUGCAGCCCAUCGAUGACGCUCUGGAGAUGAGCAGCGACAGAGAGCUGCAGCGGAGUCUGAGCGGCCUCCGGUCAAAGAGAAACCGGCGCGGCCCGGUCAUCGAGGCGGACGGGAUGCUCAAGAUGUUCCACUGUCCGUACGAGGGCUGCAGCCAGGUGUACGUCGCCAUCAGCAGCUUCCAGAAUCACGUCAACCUGGUUCACCGGAAAGGGAGGACCAAGGUGUGCCCCCAUGCGGGCUGCGGGAAGAAGUUCUACCUGUCCAACCACCUGCAUCGCCACAUGAUCAUCCACUCAGGGGUCCGAGAUUUCAUCUGCGAGACUUGCGGGAAGUCCUUCAAGCGUAAGAAUCACCUGGAGGUCCACCGGCGGACCCACACGGGAGAAACGCCACUGCAAUGUGAGAUCUGUGGCUACCAGUGUCGCCAGCGGGCGUCGCUGAACUGGCACAUGAAGAAGCACACGUCGGAGGCCCACUACAACUUCACCUGCGACUUCUGCGAGAAGCGCUUCGAGAAGCUGGACAGCGUGAAGUUCCACAAGCUCAAGAGCCACCCGGACAAGCAGGCGCCCUGAGGCGGCAGACAGCAGCUGUAAAACGCCGGGCGGCUUCGGCGACCCGGGGGAACCAAAGGGAAGGCUUCCCCGCCGAAGAAGACGGGACUUCCCUUCGCCGCGCUCGUCCGGCCUCUCGCGUCCAGGAGGAUGCGGACGUCGCAUCCGUGGACAAACGAGCGGGUCAAGAGUCCGACCGCUGUGCCGGACACACGCCGGUUCAGAGCACAGGGCCCCGAUGUGGGCUGAGGUCGGGGUGAGGAAACGGAUCAAACGUCUCCUGAGUUUGAAGUGGUGUGGAUGGCUCAAGGAAGAGACGCGUACGUCCUCCAUGUAUUCAGAGUUUAGACAAAAACAACGAGUCACAAGAGCCAGGAACAUUAGCAUGGCUAACUAACGAGCUCACGACCUACAGGAGUUAUUAUUAUGAGUUCUUCCUUUCACUGGCCGUUUUGUUUCACUACAUUAUGUUAUGGUGUUAAAAUGUACAUUUAGAAAGGAAAAGGCUCCGUUCACAACCAGCCGUGUAGCAACGUGGGUGGCGAGUCCAGGAUGCUACGAUUACAGCGCUACGCUAACGUUAGCUAAACUUGUUUUCUGAGUCACCAAACACGCUGGCCUUUUUUCCUUAGUAAACCGGAUAAACUCAAAUUAUGAAUUCAAAUACAGAAUAACUCGAGGGCCGUGUUUAAUGUGCUGGGUUAGCAGCUAACGGUUAGCAGGAUUACGUCAGAACAAGCUAACGGUGUUUUACGAGUAAAUUUCCCCCCGUCGUACUUAAAAUACUAUGAACCACAAGUUAUUGCUGAUACUGCCUCUCCACGUCUUCUACGUGGAGCGAGUUCGGGUGCCAGUUUUUUUUUGCUCGCGACGCAGAGUUUGUCUCGGUCGGUUCACCCCUGUGACCGUCAAGGUCAUGUGACCUUUUUACUGGUUCACUCAGUUUAAAGCGCAUAUGUCAUUGACGGCUAUCAUUUCAGGGGGGAGGGGCUUAACAAUCAGGGCUCAAGUCAAGGGAUAUUUAUUUGUUCUUGAGUCAGUGAAGGGAAGAAAAGCUAAACACUGGUAUGGUCCAUCUGAACAAUGCAGUAUGAGCUGAAUAUGACUGCUCAGUCCAUCAAUGCCCCGCCAACAAAGAGUUGUGGUGACACACCUGUGCGCUGGGUAAAUACGAGCCACAUGGAAAUGGACUCAUGGCCGUGAAAUGGACACCGUUGGGGUUUUAGCGCGUUGCGCUGCGGACGGACGCAAGUUCAGUCAUUGGAAGGUCAGCGCCGCGUUCCUCCUACAUUUACGUUUACCUCGUCCCAAUGUCCUGACUCACAGUUUCUCAGGACCCCCCCCCCCCCCCCCAGUCCUCUUCUUGUGUUUAAAGUCUUUUUUUAGUUUCUAAGCAAAUGCACUUUUUUUUCCCCUCUCCUGUCGUUUUUGUUGACUGAUGAAUCACCGCUACGUGAGAGUGAGUCGUGUUUGGAUUGUAUCUUUAGUCCUGAAAGACACGAGUGGUUAGUGUGUGUGUGUGUGUGGCAUUAAAAGCACAAGUACCACGACAUGUUGUCAUAAAAUGAUUCUUUAUGGAUUCUUUGCGUGUUGAUAUGAGUUGAAGCAGGGAAGAUGAGUAAUGAAUGAGUCAUUUGAAUGGUGGCCAUGUUUAUUGGUAUGAAAUGGAUUUUGGGUAUUUGAGGAUGUAUUAUUGUCAAACAAACCGUUCCUCUAUUCUUUGAGCCCAUGUGUCAUGUGGUGUCACCAAAUAACCAGCUGUGACUUGUCGUCACGGUUCCUCUCAUGUAAAUCCUUCUUCCCUCUUCGGCAGUCUGAGUCGGUAAUUGCCGCCUUUCACUCUCGCUGUUCCCGUUUCAUCUUUUUGUUUAGAAAUGAGUCAGAUGAAGCAACGUGUCACACUGAACUGUCAGAUGUAAAGAAGCCAAAGUCUGAGGGGUCUUCAGUCCUGGUGCCGGUCCCUCCUCCUGGAAGCUGCUGCUGUGUUCCAUUACAAUCCGAUAUAAACAUUGUUUUGGUGGA